Xenopus laevis (African clawed frog) is the source of this 566-nucleotide messenger RNA. Its product is annotated as protein FAM135A-like. NCBI's taxonomy places the organism in Eukaryota, Metazoa, Chordata, Amphibia, Anura, Pipidae. The record is from RefSeq and is a predicted model, not a curated record. The transcript has 5 exons. The coding region runs from base 1 to 474 and encodes 157 amino acids.
AUGCCUCUAUGUGCUUCUCUAUUUCAGGAAAAAAUACCUGAUGUCAAAGACCAACUCACUAAAUUAUGUGAGAAAGUUAAGGAGGUAAAAGAUUCUGAGUCUCUAGCAGAACAAAUAGAUACUGACCUAAAACAGCUAUGUGCAGACCUUUCCAGUUCGUGGAAACAAUUUCUCAAGUUUUGCGUAAAAAAUAGACUUGAAGCCUUUGUUGAAGGAGAACAUCAAAAAAUAAAGGAGCGCAUUUUUGGUGAAUCCUUCUUUUCUACAGAGCAUCCCCAGAAGGCAGCUCUAACAUAUCCAGAAAAUUUUGCCCAAAAUCGUCUGAAGAUUUGUCAAGAACUACAAAAAUCGAACAUCAUGUCUAAUCCUAAACAUGCUCUCGAGUGCCCUGACAUGGACCGCAUUAUGAGUUCUUCACCUGUGAUCUUUGAAGAUCGAUAUGUCGAUCCUGUCACAGAAGGUAAUAUAUGGUAGAACAGUCACAGUCUCAUGGUGAUACUAAUGUUUAACACUGAAAUCCCAAGUGGAUAUAUAAAUGCAAACCUAUGAUUGUCAAUCAGUCAAUG